AUGGCUACCCUCAGCGCACUUGCUAGUGGCGGAAACUUGCUUUCCGAUGUAUCUGAAGAGAUUAAAGGCGAUCUGGAAUGGCUACUUAAUCUGCCACAGGAGCCUUUUACAAACUCCAAAGAUGUUCUUGCGCUAUAUGAGGGCAUAGACUCUAGUGAAGGGGACUGCAGUGAAGACGAUGGAAGAAAAAAAAUGAAAGCGUAUCGCGAAAAGGUAUGGACGAAAUGGUUAACGUUCUGCGAGGCCGCAGGAAAAGACUCCGAGAAAGUCUGGAUAGACUUAAGCCUGGACAAAGAUGAUGCGAAACAAACUUGCAAAGCGUUCCUGCAUAGCUAUGUCGCAAACUCAGUAGUUCGGCGACCCUGCUUAGGGCCGGAAGAGUGGGAAGAAGUCCAAACAGUAACAUGUGCUGUCACUGUGGAAGACAUAUGGUGCGCACUUGUGUAUAAUGCAAAUAAAAAGAUUCUCCGGCCUAAAGCAAAGAAAGAGGGGGAAAGUCCAGGAUCUUGGGUACUGCAUUUCUCUAGUAAAUAUGGCAACUGUGAGGGUCCUGCUUAUGAUAUUGCAAGGUAUAUACCAAUUUUAGCAAAGAAGGUUAAUUUGUCUCUUGAACAACUUGUGGAAAAAAGACAAAUGACCGUGGAGGAUGUACUCUUAUUCCUUGAUACUUUAUGGACAAAGGCUGAACAUAUUCCUUGCAAACCAAAUGUACGCAACGCACUUCAUUGUGUAAUCUUGCUUGGUGCGUUUGGAGGUUGGAGACCGGGAAGCCUUAUGAAUAUUAAGUAUCGCGAUGUUGAGUUUGGGUGGUAUUCUCAUCCCAGGCUAAGAUUUACAAUUUCAACCAUGGCUUGCCGUCAAAUCUGUCUAUUAUCGCAUUUAGCUGCCACAGCCAUUGCAGACAAUGCUUUUGAAGCUAACUUUACAUCACCGGCCCAAAUCCUGAGCGGCCAACCGCUUGAACCUGGGAUCAGCUAUGUUCCUUUGAAGUGGAGGUCUGACAUACUGGAUGAGUAUAUUGUGCCUAUCACAUAUAGUACUUAUAACAAUAAAUGGCACAGAACAUUACUUGUCUCUGGGUUACGUGAUGCACAGAGAGUGGUGCCGUAUGCCAUGAGAGUUGGCGCAGGCAUUCGGCUUAAUGGUCCUUUACGAAAUUUCGUGUUAAAUCACACCAAUAAAAUUUAUGAGGCAAAUUAUUUGCCGAAACAUUUAUCGGACGAUUUAGCUCAUGCUUCUUUCGGAGAACUUGCCGGCAAUAACAACGACCUUUCAUCUUCAAUGAGCCGUGUGCUUAUAGCACGAGAUGCGAAUGCUCCCCUAUAUAUCACGCAAGAUGACCGGGCCAACUUUGAGAAGAGAAGAGACAUCAGCACUCUUCGACAACUCUACGCCAAGGCAAAAGUUCACGAGCCGAAAAUGGUAUCAACGAUAUACCACCGGAUAGAAUAUAUAUUAUUUCGCCUAGAUGCAUUACAACUUGCCUCAUCACGGAAAGAAUACUUCAUGUGUGUGGAUAGGAUGAGAGCUGAAGGCAAGCAGAUACAGCAUGCAGGCUAUAGCCCCACCAAGUACGCUCGACCAUCUAGGGGCAAUAGCGCUUGGCAAACCGCCAGACGCAUUGGAAUGCUACUGCGGCAAGACGACACUAAGCCUGAUGUCGCAAUACAGAAAUUGAUUGGCUAUCUUACCAAUAAAUGCGUUAAAGAUAUCUUCCCGGAAGCUGAGGAUUCGAAUCGAACUAAAAGAGACUAUCAAUGUUUUCUCUGCCGUGGCCGAUAUGUGAAAAAAUUUAAUUUAAACAGGCAUUUCAGAGACGACCAUCUAAAUAAACUCGAGAAUGGGUUCCCCUGUCCGGAAUGUUUACGAGACGGAAUAAUUAACCCGGUUAAUGCGGGCCCAGAGGCAUGGUGUAGCCAUGUUGCAAGGUUUCACGGCAAAGACAACGCGCCAAAUUUAAAAGUUCAAUGCAAAGUUGAAGAUUCUACAUACACGAAUGAGGAGAGUACAGGGAAGAGAAAGAGAGUAGCAUCUACAAAGAGUUCAGAUGGGCCAUGUAAAAAACCGCGGUAUAAUCCUAACCGGAAGCAAGGAGCUCUUCGUCAUGAGAAAAAAAGAAACACUUUUAAUCUUUGUAAAGAGGAGGGAAAGACUCUUAAAUAUCAUGAUGAUGAAGAAGGGCGAAAAACUCCUGAUCCUCACGAGGGAGAAGAAUUUUACGUAACCGGCAGGGAUUAUCUAGAUGAAGAAGUUAUAGAUCAUGACAUAGGUCUUGACAUAAAGGGUAUUGUAGAAAUGAAAUUCCAGGAUAAAUAG
Messenger RNA from Trichoderma asperellum CBS 433.97, 2316 nucleotides. Lineage: Eukaryota; Fungi; Ascomycota; Sordariomycetes; Hypocreales; Hypocreaceae. The record is from RefSeq and is a predicted model, not a curated record.